Ochlerotatus camptorhynchus is the source of this 1845-nucleotide messenger RNA. RefSeq lists its product as uncharacterized. The transcript has 6 exons. NCBI's taxonomy places the organism in Eukaryota, Metazoa, Arthropoda, Insecta, Diptera, Culicidae. Gene Ontology annotation, molecular function: nucleic acid binding. The record is from RefSeq and is a predicted model, not a curated record. The coding region runs from base 1 to 1845 and encodes 614 amino acids. Gene Ontology annotation, biological process: DNA integration.
AUGAUACUGCAGAAACGCGAUGACAUUCUUUUCCCGAGUACUAUGCUGGCCCUGUCCUCUCUGUCAGUCGACGGCAGCGACAGUUCAAAAUUGCGAAUAGAGAAAUGGCAAGACAUAUACAACAGCAAGGCUUCGCUGUCAGCUGAACCACCGAUCAACGCAAGGGUGUGCAAGUUGAGGAUUAAGGACCGUUUCUUCAACUACAGCAUCAUCAACGUAGACGACGGCUAUUCGCAACGGGACGUCAAAAUCAUCAUCAGCGACAUGAACGCUCAGGAAUGGAUUCAUGGUCCUUCAGUGCUAUACCAAUCGAGCGAUCAAUGGCCGUCUUCCGAACCGAUCGAAGAAACCGUGGAGGAAACUAGACGAGUUAUGCUGUUCCAUGCGGUGGUCGAAGCGGAAACUGUUUCCAGUUGGACAAAACUUGUGCGUGUGACGGCAACCGUACUGCGUUUCAUUUCCAAUUGCCAACGAAAAAGGGCCGGGUUGCCAAUCGUAACCUGCCAAUCUACGAAUCGUCAACGACGAUUAAUUAAGGCGGAAUAUUCGACAGACAAGAAACCACUUCAACAAGAGGAGCUUCAGAAAGCGGAAAUUAUUCUGUGGAGGCAGGCACAAUACGAAAGCUUCCCAGAUGAGAUGAACACACUUACGAAGAAUUUGGAACGCAGCCCGGGUCAACGACUGGAAAAGAUCGAGAAGUCUAGCAGUCUCUACAAGCGAUCGCCAGUGCUAGAUGAAGAGGGAGUCCUGAGAGUUCGAGGCCGGUUGGAAAAUAACGAAGAGCUACCCUUCGACAAGAGGUAUCCGAUCAUUCUGUCAGGGAAGCAUGACAUCACCAAGAAGUUGAUACUGCAUUUCCACAACAAGUUCGGCCAUGCAAACAGAGAGACCGUGUUCAAUGAAUUACGGCAGAAAUUCUGGAUACCGAAGGCACGCGCUGCAAUCCGGCAUGUAACGAAGGAAUGUGUAUGGUGCAAGGUGAAUCUCUAUGUACCGUCGGUUCCAAUGAUGGCACCGCUACCAGUUCAACGCACCACCCCUCACUUACGUCCAUUUAGUGCAGUGGGCGUUGAUUAUCUUGGUCCGGGCGAAGUCACGGUGGGGCGCCGAAAGGAAAAGAGGUGGAUCGUCGUAUUUACUUGCAUGGCUGUGAGAGCCGUACAUCUAGACGUGGUACAUAGUUUGAGCAUUCAAUCCUGCCUGAUGGCAAUCAGGAGAUUCGCGUGCAAACGUGGCGUACCAGAACAAAUCUUUUCGGACAACGCCACCUGCUUCCGUGGAGCGAACACUGCGAUGAUGGAGACGAUGCAGGGAAUAAAUAUCGAGUGUGCUGAAAAAGUCACUUCGGCUGUCACCGCGUGGCAUUUCAAUCCACCUAGUACUCCACACAUGGGUGGAGUCUGGGAGAGGAUGGUGCGAUCUGUCAAAGAAGCCUUGCGAGCGUACGAAGACGGACGGAAGUUAACCGACGAGAUCCUUUCAACGAGCUUGGCCGAAGCGGAGGAUAUGAUAAAUACUCGACCGUUGACGUACGUUCCUCAGGAAGUAGCCGACGAAGAAGUCAUCACACCGAACCAUUUCCUACGUGGAAGAACGAUGAGUACGGACAUGCUACUGAAAGACUCUGUGGACUUUGCUGAAACCUUGCGGAACGUCUACAAGCGACGCCAACGAAAUGACGUCAUCGAGCUAUCGAUCAACUACCUUGGUUAUCGCCUGAUACCUUAUAGCACGAUACUAGGAAGCGAACCGGAAGAAUCGAUGAGCUACUUCUCCCCCUACAUCAAAUCAGUUGUGGAUUCAAAACUAAAACGGAUGGAGAGGAAAACGGGAAACUGCUGA